Molecule: messenger RNA, 1095 nt
Organism: Aspergillus melleus
Lineage: Eukaryota; Fungi; Ascomycota; Eurotiomycetes; Eurotiales; Aspergillaceae
Exons: 3
Coding region: 1-1095 (364 amino acids)
Source: RefSeq, a predicted model, not a curated record
AUGCAGCAGAUUAGUCUGUCUGAGGCCUUGCAGCCAUCACUUUCUGCUUCCCAGGAAUGCACCGUUCCCCUUUCCCCUGACAUCUGCUUCGGAGCAGUGGCGAUGGGCGGUUACAUGCCUGCCCUUGCAGCAAAAUAUGCCGUAUACUACGCAUCGCAGCAUCCUCGCUUGAAGUCUCAGGCGAGUCUCCGGACGAUGAACGCCCAAUUCUAUCGACCACUGCUGCCGGCUCGAGGACCAGCUCGGAUGGUGCUCCGGGAGAUCAGCGUCGGAAAGGCAUGGUCUACUCUACGUGUAGAGGUGUUCCAGCCUGCAAAGUGUCAGGAGAUGGCUGUCUCUGCUGAUAUGCUUCUUUCCGAUCAAUCGAUCUCAUCCCUGACCCGACCUACCAACUGGACUCUCCAUCCACCACCUCGUUCCGUCGACCUCGCCAAACUGGAAACAUACUCUGACCCGGGCUGGAUAUGCUAUCAUACCGCAUUCAAGCCGACCGGGUUCAAACGUGCUCAUUCGUACGUGAAACAUUUUAUUCCGGUCGACUGGCGCCCUGCUACCCCGUUCAUCGAGCAAUGGAUCACCCCGGGCUGGAAUUGUACGCCUUCUGGUUCAGCUACAGAGGACCGGCACGAUGGCAAAGCUGGCAAAGACACGUGUCCACGUUGGACGACUGAUAUGAUACCCUUGAUCAUGGAUGCAAGUCUUCCUCCAGAAUGUAAUUUUCUAUCACAGAAAGAUGAUCAACAGGAGCAUAUUGCCAGUAUGGCCUCCUUUCUACGCUAUGCCACGGCUCAGAAGUCAGCAAGAGAGCGAGGUGACCCUAAUUGGAGAGAUCUACCCAACGAUGGCUCCGGGAGAUUUGAUGGAUCUAUGCUCAACGUGACUUUGGCUAUCUCAACUGACAUCAGGCAAGAGUUGCCGGAGGAAGGUGUCCGGUGGCUGUACUUAAGGGAUGAGGUCAAGAGUAUUCGGAACGGGGGAAUAAAUGUGGAAACGCUGCUUUUUAAUCAAGGGAUGGAGCUCGUGGCAGUGAGUCACCAGAUCGGGCAGUUUGUGUCUUCUGAGAAGAAGCGAAUCAAGGAGGAGAGUAGGCUGUAG